AUGGGCCGGAACCCACCGAAGUACCGGGCCCUGCUCCCGGCCGCGCCCCACGGCGACCAGGCCUUGCCUUUAUCCACCUCCGCCUUGGACCCGGUGCCGAAGCGCAAGGCCACGCGUAUUGCAUGCAACGAGUGCCAUGAGAAGAAGAGAAAGGACGAGCUCGAGACCCUCCGCGGUCGCUAUGAAGUCCUGGAUUUGCUCGUCACUAAGCUGAGGGUGGCACCGCAUGCUUGCGCCCAAGAGGCCCUUCGCCAGCUGAGAUCGUCACCUACAAACUGGUCUGCGGACCUGGAAGCGCCGGCUCAGCAAACAAAGGUACCAUCUUCGAUGAGCACAGCUAAUGGAUUGAACUCGCCUCUGUCUGAGCCUGAUCGUGCCUCUUGCAUCCCACCUCUGUACGCCUGUGGUCCCGCCCAAGACCUGGGCUCUUCAGCGGAAGAGCCUUACCCCAUGGCCCUCGCGGAAACAGUUCAAGGAGACUGCUGUGAUCAGCCACAUCUCACUCUGGAUGAGGGUUCAGCCUCGCCGCCUGCUGCCAGUCUCGGCCCUAUCAAGAUAGCUUCUGACCCACGUCUCAAAGGCCUGGAUAUAGCAUUCUGGACAGCGGUUCCCGUCACCGACGUGUUCGCUAAAGAUGCCAUAUCAUCAUACUUGAGAAGCGACCACCGAAUCUGGGAACUGUUCGAUGCUGAUUCCUUUCUCUCCGACCUCGUCGCCCAGAAAUCCAACUUCUGCUCUGCUUUCCUCGUCAACUGCCUCUUGGCAUUUGCUUCACAAACGUAUGCGAAUGAUUGUCCAAGCGCCACAAGCAAGGGUGUCGAGUUCGAGGUGGCGGCCGGUAUUCUGUGGCAGUUAGAGGACACACGCCUAGACUCAGAGACGGCUCUGACCGGCUUAAUCCUUCUUUAUCUUUGUCUCGCUGCCCGCUGGAAAUCCAACAAUGCCGACGACUGCUUAGGACAGGUCCUUGAAACGGCCAUCAGGAUGAAGCUGUUCGGGGUGGAAGAGAGGAUUUCGGAUUUCGAUAUGUCCCUGCUCAAGGCAGAUAGGCGGAGCUCGAUGGUCCACGCUGCCUGGGGCGCCUUCAACACUAUGAGUACGCACAAGAGGCGCAUGCUUGGCGACGUCACUUCGCUUCCACCGCUCGUGUCAACCCCGAGGAUGAUUUCAGCCAGCACCCUGAGCGAGAAUGACGACCUUCCCACGGAUUGUUGA
Diaporthe citri is the source of this 1215-nucleotide messenger RNA. RefSeq lists its product as uncharacterized. NCBI's taxonomy places the organism in Eukaryota, Fungi, Ascomycota, Sordariomycetes, Diaporthales, Diaporthaceae. Bases 1 to 1215 code for a protein of 404 amino acids. The transcript is spliced from 4 exons. The record is from RefSeq and is a predicted model, not a curated record.